AUGAAGCCUCCUUCCAAACACUCUGGGAGUUUCCUCCCGCAGGCCAACCACAGCACCGGGGAGCGCUUCCUCCUGCUGGGUUUCUCCGACUGGCCCGCGCUGCAGCCCGGCCUCUUCGUGCUCGUCCUGCUCUGCUACCUCCUGACGCUGGCGGGCAACUCGACCCUCGUGCUGCUGGCCGUGCGCGACCCGCGCCUGCACACACCCAUGUACUACUUCCUGGGCCACCUGGCGCUGGUGGACGCGGGCUUCACCACGAGCGUGGCGCCCGCGCUGCUGGCCAGCCUGUGCGGCGCGGAGCUGUGGCUGCCCCGCGCGGGCUGCCUGGCCCAGCUGUGCACGUCGCUGGCGCUGGGCUCCGUCGAGUGCCUGCUGCUGGCGGUGAUGGCGCUGGACCGCGCGGCCGCCGUCGUGCACCCGCUGCGCCACGCCGAGCUCGCCUCCCCGCGCCGGUGCCGCGCGCUGGCCUGCGCCUCCUGGCUGGGCGGCCUGGCCAACUCCGCCGCGCAGAGCGCGCUCCUGGCCGCACGGCCGCUGUGCGCGCCCCGCCGGCUGGACCACUUCAUCUGCGAGCUCCCCGCGCUGCUGCAGCUGGCCUGUGGCGGUGACCGCGACGCCACCGAGCGCCGGAUGUUCGCUGCGCGCGUGGUCAUCCUGCUGCUGCCGUCCGCCGUCAUCCUGGCCUCGUACGGCGCCGUGGCCCGCGCCAUCUGCGGCAUGCGGUCCCGGGGCGGCCGCAGCAAAGCGCUGGGCACGUGCGGGUCCCACCUGACCGCCGUCUGCCUCUUCUACGGCUCGGCCAUCUACACCUACCUACAGCCCACGCGCCGCUACGACCAGGGCCGGGGCAAGUUCGUUUCGCUCUUCUACACCGUGGUCACCCCAGCGCUCAACCCGCUCAUCUACACCCUCAGGAACAAGGAGGUGAAGGGGGCAGCCAGGAAGCUCCUGCGCAGUGUGGGGAGAGGGCAGGCUGGACGUCUGAUGGCGCACACCGUGAAGACCCCACAGUGUCUGACCUCAGGAGUCCCCCAAGUUGACAGAGCAAUCCCAGACUCUACCCUGCCAGAGACCCAUCCAAAACAAGGAGCCGCAGUUGCUCGUCCAGGGAAAUCAGUCCAACCUAAUGCCCACCUAACCGGGUCACUAGUGCCACCAAGAGCACUGGAGCCCAAAGCAGAAUAAGGAAUUCCCCUAAGUAGGGGUGGUGCCGCUGGGAUUCAGCUGGGAUCUCUUCUGCACAAGGUGGUUCUUGAGCAAGUUUAGAGAGCAGAAGGGACAAGGCAUGUCUAAGAUGGUGCGAAAAAUGUGUUCUUGACCAGUCAUGAGACACAGAGGGACAGUGACAAAGGAGUGAGUGAGGAAGAUACAGGAAGAUCCACAUUCCCGAGGGAGGAGCAGACACAGAGGUGGGGGGUGCAGGAGGGAGCCAGGAAAAGGCUCUGUCAGCCAGGACCUGGGCACAGCCUCGGGAGUCAUCCAGAGACCAACUGAGAGCCCCCACCUGAAAAAUGCCCCCACCCCAGAGAAGACCUGCCAGACCCGAACGCA
Messenger RNA from Mustela erminea (ermine), 1551 nucleotides. Its product is annotated as putative olfactory receptor 2I1. The coding region runs from base 1 to 1185 and encodes 394 amino acids. The transcript is spliced from 3 exons. Gene Ontology annotation, biological process: G protein-coupled receptor signaling pathway. The record is from RefSeq and is a predicted model, not a curated record. NCBI's taxonomy places the organism in Eukaryota, Metazoa, Chordata, Mammalia, Carnivora, Mustelidae. Gene Ontology annotation, molecular function: olfactory receptor activity; G protein-coupled receptor activity. Gene Ontology annotation, cellular component: membrane.